GAAAGUGCUACGUUAGCCUAUAUCAUACUUGUAUUCUUCGAGUGUAUAAGAGUAGAUGGAAGUGCAUUAACCUUGUAAACAUGCCUGACAAGGGUCAAGAAUCACAAAAGAAAAACGAAGAGAAACGAAGUAAAAACCGGCAAACUCAGGAUGAGGAAGCCCAGAGGACUUCUGGUACAAGGGACAAUCACUCAUCAGUGCUGUCAAAUGACUCUAACGAACUGUGGACCAAAACUCUCACGCUGAACCAUGUGUUCGCGGGACCUCACGGGGCGUUGGUGCCAGGAGGGAUGGUAGACGAGGAUACAGUGAGCAUCACCUCUACCAGAACAAGAACUCAGCUAGUUCUAAAGAGGAGAGAGGAGGAAGAAGAACCCAUCGAUUUAGAGACCGCCAUCUUGUGCACAGGCCACGGCUUCUUCCAGUGGAAGUUGGCUGGAAUCUGCGGUCUCAUCUACGCUUGUUGUUCUUUGAGCACCACGACUCUAUCGUUCGUUCUUCCUGCAGCACAGUAUGACUUUAACUUGAACUCUGUCGACAAGGGUGUCCUUAACACGGCACCACUUUGGGGGAUGGUGAUUGGAUCUUACGUCUGGGGAAACUUUGCAGACAGCAGAGGAAGAAGAUUUGUACUCUUCUGGGCGUUAUUGAUAGACGCAAUGGCUUCUUUCGUUUCAAGUUUUUGCCAAGCAUAUAGUGUGUUCUAUAUCGUCAGGAUGUUCAACGGGUUCGGAAUCAUAGGGGCUACCAGUAUCGUAUUUUGCUACAUGGGGGAGUUUCUAGACCACGACCAUCGUGACAGAUACCUUUCCAGGCUGGAGAUUUCCUGGACCAUGGGGAUCAUCUCACUUCCCCUCAUCGGGUUUGCGAUUCUCCCUUUGGACUUUACGAUAGGAUCGAAAGACGAGUUUGUUGAGUACAACUCGUGGAGAUUGUUCGUGUUCGUGUGUGGAAUCCCGACACUGUGUGCAGCGAUGAUGAUGCUCAUCAUGCCGGAGAGCCCGAGGUUUCUGCUGCUUCAAGGAAAACUUGAAAAGACGAGAAAAGUGCUUGCAAAAAUGUACGCGGUGAACCAUAGAAAAACAUCUGAUGAAUUCCCUAUUAAGGUUUUAGACACGCAUCCCGAAGCCGAUUCUUAUCAAUAUGGAAGUAAAGGUAAAAGGUCGUGUUUGAAAGCAGUCAAAGAAACUUUGGUGGCCAUAAUAAAACAGCACAAGGCAUUGUUUAGUGGUAGAUCUUGUGUCAACAUUCUGCUUACAUGCUACAUAGACUUUUGUCUCAUUUCCGUGUACUACACAAUGAUGCUUUGGGUCCCUGAGCUUUUGAACAGGGAAGAGAAAUAUUACCAAGAACACCCAGGCCGUCAUCCGACUUUAUGUGAGGUGUCAAAGAUGAUGCUGGAUGACAAGCCGAAAGACCACAAGAUUCCUAUCAGCACCUUUGUGCAUACCAUCAUCACAUGUUUAGCUUGUCUACCGACCACCUUUGCACUGCUAGCGAUCAUGCCCUAUGUACCCAAGAAGGUGCUAAUGUUCGGCAUAAUGUUGUGUUCAGCCGUUCCCGCUGUUGCUCUUGCUCAUGUCAAUUCCACGCCAAUGACUGUGGCGAUGCUGAGCACCCUCAAGUCAAUGACCAAUCUGGCGGAAGCUGUGUUAUUCUGUAUCGUCGUGGAGAUCUUCCCCAUCACGACACGAGGGACAGCCAUGUCUUUCACCGUCACUCUCGGCCGCAUCGGAUCUGUCAUCGGCAACAUCGUCUUCGGCGCUAUGAUAGACAGACAAUGUGAACAGCUGUUUUACGGUAUGGCAGUAAUUCUUGUGUCAGCUGGGCUCAUUUCUUUAUUUCUGCCAAAAAUAAAACAUCAUUGAGUUAAAAAUAUCAUACUU
Macrosteles quadrilineatus (aster leafhopper) is the source of this 1886-nucleotide messenger RNA. Its product is annotated as synaptic vesicle glycoprotein 2B-like. NCBI's taxonomy places the organism in Eukaryota, Metazoa, Arthropoda, Insecta, Hemiptera, Cicadellidae. The coding region runs from base 81 to 1868 and encodes 595 amino acids. The transcript is spliced from 4 exons. The record is from RefSeq and is a predicted model, not a curated record. Gene Ontology annotation, biological process: transmembrane transport. Gene Ontology annotation, molecular function: transmembrane transporter activity.